GCUGGAGCCGCCUACCUUGGACGGCGCUCUCUGCCCCAAGGUCCCGUCUGUUCCCGAGGUUGAGAGGGGAUGCUGUGAGGUCCCCGGACUUAGCGCUGGGCUUCUCCCCAUUCCUUGCUGCGUACGAGUCGCCUCCACUUUCCUCCGGCAAUUUAGACGGGACGCUUACUUUGCAGCUCCUAAACAACCCGUUUGUGAAACGACCCAGCUUUUGACGUUAUUCCAUGUUCGGGCCCUACCCACUUUUUGCUUGUUUGCUUUCGUUCGCUCCUUCCUCAUUUUUUUUUUUAGUGAGGAAAGCGCACCAUCCUGCACUUUAGGGAACGGGUGUGGGGUAGGAGGGCUGGAGCACAUAACUACAUUUGCCAUGGUGGCGAUGCUGCUGAAAACAGGAGCGUGGAAGUUCAUACCAUGAUCGCGGAGCUCCACACAGGUUAUUGCUUAGACUGCUUCAAUGGACCACAUUCAUGGGGCUUGGAAGGCUCUUACUGAUGGAAUUGGAUUAAAGGAUUCUGUCUUCAAUGGAUCCAACUGUAUUUCACCUACUAUUGUUCAGCAGUUCGGCUAUCAACGUAGAGCAUCUGAUGAUGGGAAACUUUCAGAUUCUUCCAAGACAAGCAAUACCAUUCGUGUUUUCUUGCCUAACAAGCAACGCACAGUGGUGAAUGUGCGUAAUGGAAUGACCCUUCAUGAUUGCCUCAUGAAAGCACUGAAAGUCAGAGGCCUGCAGCCAGAAUGCUGUGCUGUUUUUAGAUUACGUAAUGAACACAAAGGUAAAAAAGCACGACUAGAUUGGAGUACAGAUGCUGCAUCCUUGAUUGGAGAGGAACUGCAAGUGGACUUCCUUGAUCAUGUUCCACUCACGACACACAACUUUGCACGGAAGACCUUUCUAAAGCUUGCAUACUGUGAUAUCUGCCAGAAGUUCUUACUAAAUGGAUUCCGGUGUCAAACCUGCGGUUAUAAAUUCCAUGAACACUGCAGUACAAAAGUUCCAACUAUGUGUGUGGACUGGAGCAACAUCCGGCAACUGUUAUUGUUCCCACACUCAAAUGUUGUUGGUGAUAGCGGUAUCCCUGCACUACCUCCCUUGACGACUCGCCGAAUGCGGGAGUCUGUGUCCCGGAUACCUGUUAAUUCUCAACACAGAUAUUCUACACCUCAUGCCUUCACAUUCAGCACAUCAAAUCCUUCUCCUGAGGGUUCCCUUUCUCAAAGACAGAGAUCUACAUCAACUCCAAAUGUCCACAUGGUCAGCACAACUAUGCCUGUGGAUAACCGGAUAAUUGAGAAUAACAGCCUGAAUGCUUCUCCCAGGUCCUGGUGCAGACGAUUCUGUUUAAGGGGAAGAGAUGCAAUACGUAGUCAUAGUGAAUCUGCAUCACCCUCUGCUAUAUCUGGAAGCCCCAACAACACAAGCCCAACAGGAUGGUCUCAGCCUAAGACACCAGUUCCAGCCCAGAGAGAGAGAGCUACUGCAUCUAAUGCACAAGAAAAAAAAAUUAGACCUCGUGGACAGAGAGAUUCAAGUUAUUACUGGGAAAUAGAAGCAAGUGAAGUUAUGCUCUCUACCAGGGUAGGGUCAGGUUCCUUUGGGACUGUUUACAAGGGCAAGUGGCAUGGAGAUGUAGCAGUAAAGAUAUUAAAGGUUGUAGAUCCAACUCCAGAACAGUUUCAGGCCUUCAGAAAUGAAGUGGCUGUACUAAGGAAAACCCGACAUGUUAAUAUUUUGCUAUUCAUGGGCUACAUGACUAAGGAUAAUCUGGCUAUUGUCACACAGUGGUGUGAAGGAAGCAGUCUGUAUAAACACCUGCAUGUCCAGGAGACCAAGUUUCAGAUGUUACAACGUAUUGAUAUUGCAAGACAGACAGCACAAGGAAUGGACUAUUUGCAUGCGAAGAAUAUAAUACACAGAGAUAUGAAAUCAAAUAACAUAUUUCUUCAUGAGGACCGUACAGUAAAGAUUGGAGACUUUGGGUUGGCAACAGUCAAAUCCAGAUGGAGUGGUUCUCAACAGGUGGAACAGCCUACUGGAUCUGUUCUCUGGAUGGCACCAGAAGUGAUUCGAAUGCAGGAUAGCAAUCCAUUUAGUUUCCAGUCGGAUGUCUAUUCUUAUGGAAUAGUACUAUAUGAAUUGAUGACAGGAGAGCUACCCUAUUCCCAUAUUAACAAUAGAGACCAGAUCAUUUUCAUGGUAGGCCGUGGUUAUGCGUCACCAGAUCUCAGUAAACUGUACAAAAACUGUCCCAAAGCUAUGAAGAGACUUGUAGCAGAUUGUGUGAAGAAAGUUAGAGAAGAAAGGCCUCUCUUCCCGCAGAUAUUGUCCUCCAUUGAAUUGCUGCAGCAUUCUCUACCCAAAAUCAACCGAAGUGCUUCAGAACCUUCUCUGCAUCGUGCAACUCACACACAGGACAUAAAUUCAUGCACAUUGACUUCGACAAAGCUACCUGUAUUCUAGGAGAUCUGUGGGCACUGCCCACUGCUCUCCCCAGUAACAGUUCUAGCAGUUGUGCUUUGAAUGCCUCAGUCUACAUGAUUGCAGAGCCAGCAUGGGAUUCAGCUGGAUGCCAGUUUUAAGAAUGAGCUGCUAUGAAUUUCUACCAUUCUAAUUCUACAGGGACAAAAACUCCACGUUGCCUUUUUCUACAGGUUAUCAUGUUGAAAUAGUUAACAGACUGUAUACAAGAGGUCCUAUUACUAUUUUUUAUAGAUGCACUUGAGCCUUACUUUAUCCCACAUGCAAAAAAAAGAAAGAAAGAAAAGGAUGCUUUGAGGUUUUGACUGUAUUGCAUUCUGCGGAAUGAACUGAUAUUUUUCUAUUGCAAAAUAAUAGCUUAGCAUUUGAGAAAAGUCAAUGCAGAUGGUGCUGUUCUUCUGAUCUCCUAAGACUUUGUGCCAUUCAGGCUGGAGGGAUUUUAACUAAAAUGGCCAUCCACAAAGAAGACAUAAAGGAAGAGGGAAAUGCAGCUCCGGAAAGCUUCUCCUUCGAAGCAUUUCUCAAGAUGACACCAAUAUUAAGUCAACACAAAUGGUUUUGCACAUGGAGAAAAUGCUCAUUUUAGGGCGAGAAAUAUAUUGUCACUCGUACUGCCCAGAGAAAGAAGCUAGCACAAUAUUGCUGCAAUCACCUUAAGAGUAACAUACGAAGUUUAUUGGGUACUUUGGACUUGUUUCUUGCAGCGCCGUGAAAGUCCAGUGAGAAACUAUAGUUUUUUGGGAGGAGAAGAGGCAAAAUAAGUAAUGCUGUCAAUAUAUUUCUGCAAAAAAAAAGCCUGUUUUGAAACUCUUUUCUGAGAUGCACUAUAAAGAAACUUGGCAUAUACAGGUUUUCCCUUGCUGAUUUGGGUUUUAAUUUUGUUUUUAUUGCUCCUGAGAGAAAAGCAUUUAUUGUAAACCCAGGUUCUUCUGAUUAUCUUAUUUUAAUAAAAUAAAUUAAACUUAA
Molecule: messenger RNA, 3442 nt
Organism: Rhineura floridana
Lineage: Eukaryota; Metazoa; Chordata; Lepidosauria; Squamata; Rhineuridae
Gene: RAF1
Product: Raf-1 proto-oncogene, serine/threonine kinase
Exons: 19
Coding region: 455-2458 (667 amino acids)
Biological process (GO): protein phosphorylation; signal transduction
Cellular component (GO): plasma membrane; cytosol; mitochondrion
Molecular function (GO): ATP binding; protein kinase activity
Source: RefSeq, a predicted model, not a curated record